CGCAUCCUCAGGGACCUGCUCCAACAACAAUAAGGAAAUAGACUCUUCUAGAAACACACGAUGGACAACACGCACCCCUGAGGGGUAUAUAAGCCCCAAGCACCCCAGGCAGCUCGCACACCCUCAACCACCCUCUCCGGCACACACACACAUACACUCACACACACCCUCCUCCAGCCCCACCGCCCCACCAUGGCCGCCUCCACCCUGUCCGUCUGCUCCAGCGACCUCAGCUAUGGCAGCCGGGUCUGCCAGCCCGGUGCCUGGGACUCCUGCCCCGACUCCUCCUGGCUGGUGGACGACGGCCCAGAGAGCUGCUGCGAGCCCCCCUGCUGCGCCCCCAGCUGCUGCGCCCCAGCCCCCUGCCUGAGCCUCAUCUGCACCCCUGCCAGCUGUGUGUGCAGCCCCUGCCAGGCAGCCUGCACCAGCUCCUGCACGCCCUCGUGCUGCCAGCAGUCUAGCUGCCAGCCCUCAUGCUGCACCUCCUCCCCCUGCCAGCAGGCCUGCUGUGUGCCCAUCUGCUGCACCCCUGUCUGCUGCAAGCCCGUGUGCUGUGUGCCUGUCUGCUCUGGGCCCUCCCUCUGCUCAGACUCCUCGUGCUGCCAGCAGUCUAGCUGCCAGCCCUCCUGCUGCACCUCCUCCCCCUGCCAGCAAGCCUGCUGCGAGCCCGUCUCCUGCACCCCUGUCUGCUGCACCCCUGUGUGCUGUGUGCCCGUCUGCUCUGGGGCCUCCCCCUGCUCAGACGCCUCCUGCUGCCAGCAGUCUAGCUGCCAGCCCUCCUGCUGCACCUCCUCCCCCUGCCAGCAGGCCUGCUGUGUGCCCGUCUCCUGCACACCGGUCUGCUCCAAGGCAACCCCCUGCCCAGCCCCCUCGUGCUGCCAGCCCAGCCCCUGCCCCCCGUCCUGCUGCAGACCCUCCUCCUGCGUGUCCCUCAUCUGCCGCCCGGUGUGCAGACCUACCUGCUGCGUGCCCGUCUCCUCCUGCUGCGGCCCUGCCUCCUGCCAGCCAAGCUGCUGCCGCCCGGCCUCCUGCGUGUCCCUGCUCUGCCGCCCCACGUGCAGACCCUCCUCCUGCGUGUCCCUGCUCUGCCGCCCCACGUGCUCCUGCGUGGCCCGCUGCAGCCCCACCUCGGCCCAGAAGUCCUGCUACUGACUGGGCACGUUGCCCAGGGCCAGCAGGGCACUAUGGGACACCGCACCUCUCCCACUGCCGCUGUCAGGAUGUAACCCCAGCACAAGCUUCAGCACUCAUCCAAGCGUGAAUGCUCGCUGACCUCAGACCCCAACAACCAGGGUUCAGUCUGCAGUCUCCACAUCAGGCCCGGGUGAAUCUGAGACGGCCCUCCCCUAUUACUGGUGGCUCCCUGGUUGUUUCUGAUGGCCAUGGCCCCAGCCCUUCCCCAUAGCCUUACUGGGGCCUCUACCCUCUACCCGGAAGCCAUCUGCCCUCCCCACCUUGGACGUGUCUUGAACAGAAUGAAUAAACUCGCCGUCCUUGCCUCUG
Messenger RNA from Equus quagga, 1503 nucleotides. RefSeq names its product keratin-associated protein 10-4-like. NCBI's taxonomy places the organism in Eukaryota, Metazoa, Chordata, Mammalia, Perissodactyla, Equidae. The transcript has a single exon. The record is from RefSeq and is a predicted model, not a curated record. The coding region runs from base 193 to 1152 and encodes 319 amino acids. Gene Ontology annotation, cellular component: keratin filament.